UACAGAUUCGAAAACUAUAUGCAGUUCCUUAAAAAACUGGUUAACAAGCCCAAUCAAAUUUUACAGCAAAUAUAUUUAAGGCUCAAUGAGAGACAAGGACUUAAUUCUGAUUUUAACAAUACUUCGAUUGGAUCAUUUCAGAUAAAUCCUCUUAAAGAAAAAGAUUGUUUUUGUUUUAGUCCAAAAAUUGGACCUUUGAAAGCUUUUAACAUUAUAAAGUCAUCCGAGUCAGAUAAAAUUCAUUGUAACGCUUUUCAGACAAUAGAAAAUUAUUUUGAGGAACCUCUUCUUUCCGCCAGUGGUCUGAGAAUAGUUUUCGCUAGUAAUUUAAGUUCUGAAGUCGUUGAAGUUGCUAUUGAAGACAUUGACUAUAAGUACUUUUGUAUCCCUCACACUGGAAAAUUUCUUCUGAUUCCUCUCUUGCACAAUUUGUUUCACGAUUUUUCAUACAAUACCGCACAUUCUGUUUGAAUUAAAUAAAACAAAAACAUAAAUUUAAUAAAGUUAUAUAAUUUUACAUGAGCUUCAACGUUAGCAAUCUUUUUGAAAGCUCCAUGUUCCAAGGCAGUCAGGAGCGAAAUGAUCUUGAAUCAAUAAUUCAAAAGAGGUGCUACACGUCCACAAAUGCCAAUCAUAUGCAGGCAACCACAUCUACACCAAUGAGCCCAGAAAUAGCUGAGGCACCUGCAGCAUUCAAUGAAGAAAUGAUGGGAAUGCUAAAGGAAAUUUUAGAAAACCAAAAGGAGCUUGCAGCAAAGAUGACGACGUUGGAAGCCAAUCAAGUUAUUAUACACGCCAAGGUGGCCUUUAUGGUGGAAGGGCAAGGUGCUCUGACCCACAACCAAGGAAUCAUCAGCGAACAAGUUGAACAUAUACAACAAAAUGUAAGAAAUAAUUCUGAAAAAUAAAAAAGUACAUAUACAGCUACGAUCAAAGAUUUAGCACCAAUAUUCCAAAUGAUAUUGUUUGCAACUUAUGUUUAUUUAUUUAUU
Molecule: messenger RNA, 992 nt
Organism: Rhagoletis zephyria (snowberry fruit fly)
Lineage: Eukaryota; Metazoa; Arthropoda; Insecta; Diptera; Tephritidae
Source: RefSeq, a predicted model, not a curated record